AUGUCGUACAAGGUGGUGUUGUGUGGGUCGGGCUUUAUAGGUAGUAGGAUAGCUCACGCUAUAAGUAUGGCGAACCGGCAAACCCCACUACGGCGCCUUAUCCAACCCUCAUCCCGCACCUUGGAUUCCCGCGCCGACAUCUUGAGGCGUGAGCUGCCUCCCGAUGAUAUGCUCGCAUUCCGACCUUUCGACAUUACCAGACCGGAGACGCUCGCCCCCGCCUUGGAAGGCGCAGAAGUCGUGGUUUCGCUUGUCGGACUUCUUACCGGGAGUCCGGAUCUCUUCGAAAGGGUCCAGUGGAGAGGAACUGAGAAUGUUGCCGUUGCUGCCAAAAGAAUCGGCGCAAAGCUCAUAUAUAUCAGUGCUAUAGGCGCCGAUAAGGAGAGUUCUGUGCCCUACGCAAAGACGAAGGCGCUUGCCGAAGAGGCGGUCCUACGGCACUGUCCUGACGCGACGAUCAUACGACCCAGUCUAGUGUUCGGACCGGGGGAUAGCUUCUUCAAUCGCUUCGCUACGCUAUCAAAAUUUCUGCCCUUCUUACCAGUGUUCGGCGACGGAUCGACCAGGUUUCAACCCGUAUUCGUCGAUGACCUCGCCCAACUCGUCGAAAUCAUAUCGAGGCAAGAUCCUGCCAUCCGGUCUGAGGUCGCUGGAAGAGUGAUUGAAGCGGGUGGACCCGAUGUAUUCUCGUUCAAGGAUAUCAUGCGCCUCGUACUUCAAUACACCGGCCGCGCCCGACCUGUUAUCUCUGUACCAUGGGCAAUCGGCAAAUUACAGGGUGCAGUGCUGGAGCGUUUGCCGGAGACCAUCCUGACCAUGACGCAAGAUCAAGUCGAGCAACUGAAGAAAGAUAACAUCGUCGCAAGCCCGACCCCGUCUGGAUACAUCAACUUUCUAGAUUUUAUGCGGAUGCACGGUUACGAACUGACCCCUGUAGAACGUGUCCUACCUAUGUAUCUUCGCCCGUAG
Messenger RNA from Peniophora sp. CBMAI 1063, 969 nucleotides. The record is from the annotation of a GenBank genome assembly. NCBI's taxonomy places the organism in Eukaryota, Fungi, Basidiomycota, Agaricomycetes, Russulales, Peniophoraceae.